AUGGGGACCUGCAGCGGCAAGGAAAGCACCCAGGCUAUUCCCCCAGGCGAAGCCGUGGUGGCAAAAGAGCCGGAAGCGGCCAAGCCCGAAAAGUUGAAGGACGCCACUGAAGAAGAGGUUGUUGUCAAACAGGGGCCCAACCGCAUGCACAUGAGGAAGCUGGUCCCUCGCCCGACGCCGGCAGUGCCACCUCCGGAGCACGACUUCCAGCCCAGAGCUGUUUCCAGCCCACCCAAAGCGGUCAGCCUGUACGAAGAUGCGGAUUUCCCUGCCUCCAAUGCCAGUAUCGGUGCAGUGACGGGCGAUGCGGCCAACCCCCUUGUCUCAGAUUACUUGCAGGAGGCCAUGAAGCUCAUUGUGCCUGGCUGGGCGAGACCGCGGCAGAUGAUCGGCAAGGAAGCAGGAGACUACCGGCUCUUUGCCACGGAGGGUGAGCCUUGCCUCUUCAAGAAUGUCUCUCCAAGAGACAUUGAGCAAGGCUACUUGGGGGAUUGCUGGCUCGUCGCAUCCUUUGCCGCCAUUGCCGAGUACCCGGAUCGACUGCGAUCUCUCUUCAAGCAGAACACCCUCACAGAAGAUGGCCGCUACGACGUGCGCCUUUACGAUCCCAAGUCUGAGGAGUGGAAGGUGGUCACAAUUGACGAUCGCCUACCCUUCUGGAAGAGAGCAGGAAAGCACGGAAAUCUGGUCUUCGCCAAGCCCACGAAGGAAAAUGAGUUCUGGACGUGUCUGCUAGAGAAGGCAGUCUCAAAGUUUGUCAAGUCCUAUCAUAGGAUUGAUGGCGGUUGGGAGUCUGUCGCAUUGGAGAUGCUGACGGGCAAGCCGUCACUCUGCGUCAGUCUCAGCCCCUUUGUAGGCGGCACGCAUGCGCCGUACACCAUCCUUUGCGGUAAGGACCAGGCUUCAGCCAGCCAUGCCACAGUAUACAUGCGACUUGAGAGUUAUGAUGGAGCCUGGGACUACUGGACCCAAGAUGCUUCCGUCAUGUGUGAGGGCCAGACGGAGCUCAGCGACAACUGGCUCUGGUCCAGGCUGAUGUCUUGGAGUUCAGAAGGGCACAGCAUGGCUUGUGACUCACGCCAAGCCUACAAGGGCAUUUUGGCGAACCAUGCCUACACGCUGCUGAGGAUGCUGGAGGUGCCAUACACCCGUGAGGGCAAGUCCCACACGCUCAGGAUGCUGCACGUCCGCAACCCGCACAGGACCAACGAGUGGUUCGGCCGCUUCCAUGAUGACGACUGGGAGACCUGGAACAAGUUCCCCGAGGCCAUGAAGGCGUGCGAACACAAAGUAGGGAUCAAGGACAAUGGAGUCUUCUGGAUGGAUUGGGAUGAGUAUAAACAGGGCUUUGCCCACCUCGUGGUCAACUUUGACAAGGCGCGAGAUGGGCCUCGCUACACCGACACGUCUCCGGAGGCACAGAAGGAGCAUCGGGAUGUGCAGUUUGGGCAGGUUGGCCACCAAGCUUGGGGAGGAAUGUAA
Messenger RNA from Symbiodinium natans, 1482 nucleotides. NCBI's taxonomy places the organism in Eukaryota, Dinophyceae, Suessiales, Symbiodiniaceae. The record is from the annotation of a GenBank genome assembly.